AGGCCGAGUGGGAGGCGCGCUGCAAGGUGCGCGCCGAUGAGCUGGUGGCGCUGUCGGAGACCAUUGAGGCUUUGAACGCCGACGACGCGCUGGAGCUGUUCAAGAAGACGCUGCCCUCCGCCUCGUCCAGCUUCGUGCAGGUCCAGCAGCGGGUCGCCACGCUGCGUGCCCGUGCGCUUCAGCUGCUGCGCUCUGCGCCCAGCCGCGGCCCGGAGAUCGACCUCGUGCUGCUGGCCAUGCAGGGCAAGACGGCCGGCUUCGAGAAGGUCAUCACACUCAUCGAUGAGAUGAUGGUGAAUCUCAAGAAGGAGCAGGCUGACGACGACAACAAGAAGCUGUAUUGCGAGACGGAGCUGGACAAGUCCGAGGACCAGAAGAAGGAGCUCGAGCGGGGCAUCGAGGUGUCCAGCACGGCCAUCGAGGACCUCAAGGCGGCGAUCGCCACCUGGACCCAGGAGAUCGCCGACCUGAAGGCCGCCAUCGGCGCGCUGGACAAGUCGGUCGCGGAGGCCACCAAGCUUCGUCAGGAGGAGAACGCCGAAUUCAAGGAGCUCAUGCAGAACAACAAGGCCUCCAAGGAGAUCCUGCUGUGGGCCAAGAACAGGUUGAACAAGUUCUAUCCAGUCAGCGCCCCUCUCAAGCUUCUCGCCGGGGACGCGGCCGCGGAUAACCCCAAGCUGUACAAGGCGGAGAGCGCCGCCGCGUUUGUGCAGAUCCGUGCGCACAGGAGCGUGGACGGUGUCGCGCCGCCCCCGCCGCCCGCGACGUUUGACGCCUACUCGAAGAAGGGUCAGGAGACCGGGGUCGUGGUGAGCAUGCUCGACAAGAUCAUCAACGAUAUCGACAUGACUACGACCGAGGCGGAGACCGAGGAGAAGGACGCCCAGGCGGACUACGAAGUCUUGAUGGCAGAUGCGGGCGCCAAGCGCGCGGCAGACUCCAAGGCGCUCACUGAGAAGACGAUGGCCAAGGCCCACGGCGAGGAGUCCCUGCAGAACGAGGAAGCGAACAAGAAGGAUUUGUCCGUUCAGCUGAUGGAGACGACGCAGGUCAUCGGCAACCUGCACGCCGAGUGCGAUUGGCUGAUCAAGUACUUCGACGUGCGCAAGGCGGCGCGAACCGAGGAGAUUGAGUCCCUGGACAAAGCGAAGGCCGUGCUGAGCGGUGCGGACUACUCCCUCCUUCAGACGAAGCGCGUGGCGCUCCGCGGCGCAUGCGUUGAAACGCAUGUCAAGGACGGCGACCGCCUGGAGCAGGUGGACGCCCUGACAACCCAUGCAGGACCGAAGGGCGAGACCAAGGAGCCGGAGCCCGAACGCAGAGCGGAGGACUGCCGAGUUGGAGCCGCCGCCGUUAUGGACAAGUACGGCGCCGUGGCCAUGCGGUUGGCCAUCCGCCACGCUGGCAGGCGCUGCCUGUCGGCCGCUUCAGGCAGCGGCGCCGCGGGCCAGAGCGCGCCUGGCGCGCUGGCGCCCGCCUGGCAGCCCCUCGCGCCCGCCGCCGCCGCCCGGGCGCUGGCCGGCGCCUUCGAGGCACAAGCCGCUGGCCGUGUAGAGGAGCAGCGGGGGGAUGCAGUGGGAACCUACCGGGACAUCUGGCGGCGAGCGCGAUCGCCGCUCUUGCGGGCGUUGGCCUGCAAUGCCGAGGGCUUGCUGCUGCUCCACACCCCCGCAUCGAUAGCCCCAGGGACGGCCGAGCGGCGCUUCCAGCCAGGGGACGCUGUGCUGGCGCCCUGGGCGGAGGACGGCGGGGAGUACGCCGGAACCCUCCGGUCGGUUGACGUCGCAGCUGGCGAGUGCACGGUGGACUGGGCCGACGGCGGGACCACCCACCGGGUGGUGCCCCUCGCGUCGCUGACCACGCUGGAGGGCGAGGUGUGCGCAAGUGCCUCUUCAGGCCAAGCGGUGGAGGUGCGGCAGUGGGCAGUGCGGCGCGCCAUCCGGAGGGCGCUGCACGCCUGGGAGAUGCAGGCAGAGCUCGGGGUGGCCCACGACGCCUUCGUGGACCUCGCGGGUCUGCUCUGCGACGCGGCACGCGCCGAGGCGCGGGCCGCGCUCGCCUCCGUUGGUCCAUCGGGCCGCGGCCUCCCGGAGGCGCUCGCGGCAGCGCGGCGGCACCUGCAGCGGGCGCGCUGGUCGUCCGAGCGCGCGUACGCGCCCGACCCAAGGGCCAUGGCAGCGACGUGUGUGCACAGGGCAGAGCUCUGCCGGCUGGCCGCUGGCCUCACUCCGGAGGCAGCCCGGGCGGCCAGCAGCAGCGGCGCCACGGCGCCCCUGGAGCUCGUCGCAGAGGCGCUGCAGCUGCACCAGCGUGCCGCGGCACACUUGGCGGCCGCAGCGGGGGGCUGGCGGCGCAGCCCUUCUGGCGCCAACGAGGACAGCAGCAACCGCUGGCUGCCGCCUGGGGGAUCCCUGCCGCCAGAGGCGGUACAGCAGCUGCUGUGGGCGAAGGCGCUGGCGACGCAUGUGGCCCUCGCGCCCGCCCCGUCGGGGAAGGCCGCAGGCCCCGUGAGGCGGGGGGCCGUGUCGAUGCCACACCACAUGCCGCGGCGUGCCCGCGCAUCCGCCACAGGUGGCCUUGCGUCAGAGGCGCCGACCUUCUCCCUGCCAGAGAAGCUGCUGCCCUCCGGUGCGGGCCCGCCCAGCGUCAAGCAUAGCGCCCCCCUGGUGCCCACGGGCCAGGCCCGCACGGCCUCUGCCGCGGUGGCCCGGGCGUGGGCGGCUCUGUGCCUCGCCGCAGGCGAGCCUGCGGUCGAGUUGUCCACGGCGCCGCUGGCGCCGGGGGCGGCCCUCGCGAGGGAGGCGGCGCGCCUGGCCCGGGCGGUGGGCCCAGGCGUCGUGCCUGCGCAGCUGCUGCUCGAGGUCGCCGUGCUGCUCUUCGCCAUGGCCUGCCGCGCGGGCGGCCAGCUGGCGCGCUGGCGCGCGGUCGCGGGCCCUCUCGCGGAGGAGGCCAGCCGCCGGCUCUCCGCAGAGUGCCCCGUGGACGACUCCGCCGCCGCCGCGCGCUGUGCCGCUGCGCUGAUUUCUGGGCAGCCCCCCCUGGCAGGGCUGCCGCCCUCCCGGGCCGCGCUGCUGGACGACCCCGGUCGCAGCGGCCUGGCGCCCGCUGUCGCUGGCAGCAGGCUGCGGUGGCGCCUGGUGGGCUACAGGACGGCAGAGGAGCUCUGGGCGCUGCGGGUCGGCUCGUCCGUGGUGUGCCUGCCUGCACCGCCGGCGUUCACCUGGGGCCUGGAGGGCGUGGCGCUGUCCGAGGCGGCUCCAGACCUGGAGCGCGAGGCCGAGUGGCACCGCCUCGCCCGUGCCCACUGCGGCAUCCGGCCCGGGGCUGAUUUUCAGGCGCCCUGCGGGGGCACCCAGUUUUCUGACCUUGCUGUCUGCCUGGCGCGGCGCCGCGCAGGCGGGGCGUGCGGGAAGGGCAGCAUGCGCAGGCUCAGGUCCGUGGUCUUGCUGCAAGGUACGGCGGCAACGGCACUCCCACAGCUCGCGACCAAUGAGACGCAGCAUCAUAUCGCCAUGGUCGCGUGCCACGCCUGCAGCAACAGCAUCCCGGUGCAGGUGCCGCUUGGGCACGUGGACUUCACCUUCCCGUGCCCGCGAUGUGGGGCGGAGAACAUGGUCCAGGACGCUCCGAAGAGAGUCCAGGUUUCAAGACCCGACGGACAUUUCGUUGGCGACACGAUCCGUUUCUUGACCCCUGAGGGCAUCAAAAUGGAGGCCUGUAUUCCUCCUGGACUGCCAGCGGGAGGCACGUUUACCGUGCACUACAGACUGAAGCAGGCGGCGAAGGACUCACCGGAGGCACUGCUCCAUCUGUCAGAGCACCAGGUGGACAGUAGAGAUCUGGAGGUAGCCCCAGAAGAUUGUCGGGAAUGUUCCAUUUGUUUGGAGGAGUACUCUGUCGGCGACAUGCAGGCUUUCCUGCCGUGCUUCCACCGCUUCCACGUGGACUGCGCGAGGGGAAGUUUGAAGGAGAGCCGGCGGUGUCCCAUGUGCAACCAGGAUUUCCAUGCUGCGGCAGCAGACGCGAGGAGGUUGGUCAAGGACUCUGGCACCCCCGAGGCAUAUGCCAAGGACGCCCCACGGCCCACGUGCGCCUGCGCCGUCAGCUAG
This is a messenger RNA of Prorocentrum cordatum, 4109 nucleotides long. NCBI's taxonomy places the organism in Eukaryota, Dinophyceae, Prorocentrales, Prorocentraceae. The record is from the annotation of a GenBank genome assembly.